AUGAAUUAGAAAAGCAAUAAGGUUUCUCCAAAUCAAAAAACAAUAGGAUUUAGAUUUAAUUGUGCUAUUAAUUUAGAACUACUUAAAAAAUCAACUAGAAUGGCAUUAUUGAAAAUGAAAUAUUAAUUGCCUGAAGAAUCAGAUCGAAUUAAAAUGAGAAAAAGAAGCUUAAUCUUUGCAAAAAAUUAAUUAGAAUCAGAAAAGAAGCCAUCUCCAUCAAAAAGCAAAUUUUUAGAUACAAUAAAAACUAGAUGUAGUUCAAUAGCUGAUGACAAUAAUUAAAUGCCAACUAAAUUGGUGUUCUAAAAAUACUCAAAAUAAUUAGAUAAUAUUAAUUAUGGCAAUCCUUAAAUAUUCCAAUCGAUCUCUUCUUAGAAGGAAUCAUGUGAUACUCUGAUUUUCCCUUUUCAAAGAUCGAUUUAUCCAUAAAGGAAACUGGUUAGAAAAAAUAGAGCUGAAACUUAAUAUACAAUUAAUAGUUCAAUUAAUUAGCCUAGUCCUAACAAUGCAAAAAUAAAGGUUAAGUCCCUCAUUGCCAUAUAAGAGAGAUUUGGAGCAACUGGAUGGGAAGUGGAACCAUCAGAUGAUCUUUGA
Paramecium pentaurelia is the source of this 594-nucleotide messenger RNA. Lineage: Eukaryota; Ciliophora; Oligohymenophorea; Peniculida; Parameciidae. The record is from the annotation of a GenBank genome assembly.